GGCCGAUUAAAACAUGUCCAUGUUUUCUUGUUGAAGUAGGUUACCUAAUUCUGUUUAAUUUACGUGCAUUAUAUGAUACGUCUCAAAAAUACUUCUACUAUUCUUUAUCUGAAUAUUCGUUUUACGAUACUUUAUAUGGAGUCUAUAGAUUUAUUAGCACGUGAAAAUGAAUUUAAGAAACUCAAUAAGCAACUGGAGAAAAAAACGGAGACGUUGAUGAAGGAAAUUGAACAAGUUAUGCAAAAACAGGACAUAUUCUCCGAGUUUUCAAACAGACUAGUACAAACUCCAAACAGACAUCUAAGAAAACAUUGUGACUCUCCCAUCACUCCAGAUAAGAUACCCACCAAAGUGCAAAUUAAGAAAAAAGAAAAUAGCCCUAAAAAUAAUAAUACAGAUUAUAAUACAGGCACAGAUAAUGAAAUUAAAAAGUGCAUAUCAAAUGUGUGUGAGUGGUGCCAAAUGAGAAAUAAGGAAAAUGAUCACAUGGAGUUUUUGUAUGCAUUUGUUUCUGUUAAUGUUAAGGAAAAUGUUUUGCCGCAGUCGUUUGUAAAAGAUCGAGUCACAGUUGAAAAUGUAUGUAAAUUUCUAUCGGCCAAAGUGAAACUUAUGCAGGAACAAAUAGAUAAAUUACAAGCUACUAUAGAUAAAAUGGCUAAGCAGUGCGAAGGUCACAUGGGACAGUUAGCAGGUAUGGAAAGCGAGAGGCUAUCCCUCGUGAGCAGAGCCAAUACUCUCAGGUCUGAGGUAGCCGAUGUUAGAGCGAAGUAUGCAGCUGUGAACAAUAAGUUUAAUGAAAAAGACCGUCUCUACAAAGAACAGAGGAGCGUAUCGGACAAACUGACGGUUGAGAUGAAAAGCUUAAGGGCGAAAAAUGCGAAUUUGGAAGCGCGAGGCGCGUCGCAGGAAGAGGCUAUAGUGUCGCUGAAACAUCAAUUGGAAACUGUGAAACUGUCUGAUAAGGAAUUCCGCGACGCAACACGCAACCUCUCUGCGUCACAUCAGAACGCCAUCUGUCAAUUAGAAGCUAAAGUUAAAAGUCUAAACUCGCGUAUAGACAAGCAAGCGGCGCUCAUAGACAACUUGAAGAAACAAAACGCGCUGCUGGCGACAGAGGGCGCUUUGAAAGCGCUAGAACGGGAAUAUAACGAGUUUUUGAAUUCGGAUUUGGAAUAAAGAUUUGAAAUAUUUUAA
Zerene cesonia (dogface butterfly) is the source of this 1194-nucleotide messenger RNA. RefSeq names its product testis-expressed protein 9. The transcript is spliced from 6 exons. The record is from RefSeq and is a predicted model, not a curated record. NCBI's taxonomy places the organism in Eukaryota, Metazoa, Arthropoda, Insecta, Lepidoptera, Pieridae. The coding region runs from base 73 to 1176 and encodes 367 amino acids.